This is a messenger RNA of Schistosoma rodhaini, 468 nucleotides long. The record is from the annotation of a GenBank genome assembly. Lineage: Eukaryota; Metazoa; Platyhelminthes; Trematoda; Strigeidida; Schistosomatidae.
AUGACAUUUUGUGAUGAUGAUGAUGAUGAUGAUGAUGAUGAUGAUGAUGAUGAUGAUGAUGAUGAUGAUGAUGAUGAUGAUGAUGAUGAUGAUGAUGAUGAUGAUGAUGAUGAUGAUGAUGAUGAUGAUGAUGAUGAUGAUGAUGAUGAUGAUGAUGAUGAUGAUGAUGAUGAUGAUGAUGAUGAUGAUGAUGAUGAUGAUGAUGAUGAUGAUGAUGAUGAUGAUGAUGAUGAUGAUGAUGAUGAUGAUGAUGAUGAUGAUGAUGAUGAUGAUGAUGAUGAUGAUGAUGAUGAUGAUGAUGAUGAUGAUGAUGAUGAUGAUGAUGAUGAUGAUGAUGAUGAUGAUGAUGAUGAUGAUGAUGAUGAUGAUGAUGAUGAUGAUGAUGAUGAUGAUGAUGAUGAUGAUGAUGAUGAUGAUGAUGAUGAUGAUGAUGAUGAUGAUGAUGAUGAUGAAAAAUUUACCGAAUAA